This is a messenger RNA of Zerene cesonia (dogface butterfly), 7014 nucleotides long. It is a transcript of the gene Gp210, whose product is annotated as nuclear pore membrane glycoprotein 210. Bases 73 to 5202 code for a protein of 1709 amino acids. Lineage: Eukaryota; Metazoa; Arthropoda; Insecta; Lepidoptera; Pieridae. The transcript has 28 exons. The record is from RefSeq and is a predicted model, not a curated record.
CGGAGUCGUUUUGAGGUUAUCUAAUGAGAUAAUUAUUUUAUUGUUAUUUAUGAAACCAAUUUGUUUAAAAAUAUGGGUACAUCUGUAAGGAUGUUGUCCUGCAUGAUACUUAUACUAACAUGUGGAUUUAUAUGUGAAAGUGCUAAAAUAAACACUCCACGAGUGUUGCUACCAUGGUUUGAAAAUCAUUAUGUGAAUUUUACGUUUGAAAUUAUUGAGGGAGGCUGUUAUUCAUGGAGUUUGUCUCGCGAUGACAUCAUCGACUUAGAGCCUCUUUACGACGAUGCUUGGGGCCACUGUUCACGCAGUGCACGAGUAUCGGUAUCCAAAACAUGUAUACCGCCAGGUUCAGUCAUAAUUCUAGCUGAAGAAGUGAGCACUGGCGAGAUUUUAAGAGGUGACGUAGAUAUUGAUAAAAUUAGUUCAUUAAAAGUUUUGAGUACUACAUGGAAGCUAUAUUUAGAAGAGGCACCUGAAGCAUUUGAAGUUAUUGCUUAUGAUGAUCAAGGCAACAAGUUUUCAACACUAGAAGGAAUAAGUUUCAGUUGGACAGUAGAAAAUAUUGGAAGUACUUAUGGAGAUGAACCACUGGUCAUGCUAGUUAGAUGGAGUGACACAGAUUAUGAAGCUCCAAAAGGCAUUACUGAAAUAGAGGCGAAAGGACAGAGAGCACACUCAGUUUUGCUGUAUGGGCAAGCAAUGGGAGAGUCGAGAGUUACGGCAUGCCUUGGACAAAUUUGUACAGACUUCAAACUGCAAGUUGUUGCUAGUGUUGUAUUGACGCCUGCUACCGCUUAUAUUGUACGUGGUGAUGCUCUACGUUAUAGAGUUGUCCGGGCUAGAGCUGGAAGGCUUACAGUACAAGAUAUAGCUGAAACUCUGUAUACAAUGGCUAUACCAGAUCCCUCUAUUGCACAAUUAGAGGACACUAUAAGUCUUGUAAGGGGCACAGAGCUAGGCACAGCCCCCUUAUACCUAAUGUCUGGGUCCACUGAAGUCACAUCCGCAAUCCUAACAGUUGUUGAACCAUAUUCCAUUAGAGUGAACAUUCGGCCUUCAAAUUUAAUUAUACAAGGAGAUGAGUUUUCAGUACAUUGUGUUGUUUAUGACCAGGAUGGUCAUGCUUUAACAGCAGGUCAGGAUAUUUUGAUAAGGCUAUCUGUAGAGGGCGAGGCUAAUGUUGAUUUGCUGAGGUCUACAGAGAAUGGCACUAUUACUGAUGCAAUUGCACACAGCUCUGGGACAUUUACAGUGACAGCAAAGCUUUAUUCAAUAGCAGGAAGGAGUGUGUCGAAAAGGGUUGAGGGACAAGCUUCAGCAGUUGCUGUUAGUCGCGUCGAGAUUGUACCUCCAGAGUUAUUUAUUGCUUGGACAGAUUCAAUUCAGGAUAUUAAACUAAAACAUCGCGGCGGCGGUGACGAACCGGUGACUUGGACAGAAAACGAAAAUGGUCACAGUGCUCUUUCUCUGUCUGACAAUGGUGUAGUGACUGUGCGUGGAGUGGGACAGAUGGAUGUUGGCGUGCAUUUGACUAAAUACUCGUAUAUACGAGCGUCAGGAAGGGUUUGGUCAGCAGUGCCAGAAAUGGUGCAAGUAUCGAGUUCGGGACACGCGCGAGUUGGUAGACCACAUUAUUUGCACAUUGCACUAACAGCAACGCAUCCAUCCACUGGCGAACUGUAUAACUUCCACACAUGUGAUUGCAACUCAUUCGCUGUAUCUUUACUGGAGGGCCCGGAGCCAUUUAAUGUGACUGCAGUGCCCUGGAUGCAGCCAGUUGAGGGCGCUUGCUGCGUGGUGGAGUGCUGGUGGCGCUCGCGCGGCGUGUCUGCGGUGCGCGUGUCGCGGGGGCGCGCGGGUGACGUGGCGCGGGUCGCGGUGCGGGCCGCGCCUGCGCUCGUCUGGCCGAUGAGGGCUGCCGCACUCACUACUGCUACGCUGCCCGUACUUGCUGAAGGUGAAGCUCUUACGCCGCUGUCACUGGAGCCCCGCACCGCUGAUAUUGUUCCCAGAGAUGGUCAGCCGCCGCACAAGUACCCAGAUGUUCAACUUUUUACAAUGAAAUGUCGUAGGAAAGGCGAAGCUCGUCUCGAACUGAGUUCAGAAGUGGAAGGUGAGAGAGAAGCGAGCGAGUUGGAAGUUUCAUGCGCGCCGCACGUGUCCCGGGUCAAGUUGGAGCCCACUGAACCGCCGGGGAAUUGUUCCGCUAGCACUAGAGUAUGGAUACGCCCUGGUCAAGAAGUGUCUGUGAAAGUGACAUUAUACGACGCAAUCGGUAGGGAGUUGUUAGACGAACAAGGACCAAGGAUGACAUGGGAAACUCAACCUAAUCACAUUGGAAUAGAGUACAAAGCUACAGAUAGAAUGUUUGUCGAAACCAAUCCGGUAUAUGCCCCAGUACCUGUACCUAUGAAUUAUUAUCAGUUGGUAUCCGCGGAAGAAAACGCAAUUGGAUGGUCUGGAGUGUUGAAAGCUGAUAUUCCAGAAGCUUCUGCCACAAUACAAGCUAAGGUUGUGGCGCCUCUCAAAUGUGAGCCAAAUAAGGUGAACUUAGCGUGGGAGAGUGAAGUAGCCCCAAACAUAGCUACAAUCAGCGGUGGCAGUGGACGGUACGCUGUCGAGAGCCCGAAAGGUGUGACGGCAACGGUUGACAGUGGAAUAUUAAAUGCUAUAUUACCAGCGCCUGGGUCUUACGACUUGACCAUUGUUGAUUUGUGCGUUCAUGGGGAGCGGCAGACUGUUGAGGUGAACAUCGAAGAAGUGCUAAGCGUGGAGGUGUCAACGGCACGCGCUGUAUGCGAAGGCGCGUGUGUCCCAAUCAGUGCGCUGGUGCGAGGCGUGUCCCAUAGAUACUUGAGCAGCAGCCGCGAUCCGGAGUGGCGGACCAGUGGCGAUGUUGUGGUCAAGGGGACCAACCUGUGUGGCCUGAAAGAAGGUUCUGGAAGGGUCAGAGCGUCGCUGGCUGGCGUGUGGAGUUCGGAAGUUGAGGUCACGGUGUUCCCCAGUCUUCGUAUAGUACCUGAACGAUCGCGUUUGCCCCCCGGAGCCAGAUUACAGCUGCGACAUGCAGGUGGACCUCCGAUGCAUCUCGCCAGUUUAACCUACAAACUUAAACAAGGAAACUCAUUUGUUGAGGUAUCGCCAACAGGAGCCGUGCAGGGAGUAAACUUAGGUUCGGCGCGUAUCGUUCUUAUCGCCUCCGAUAUAACUAACGUUGAAUUGGCCACAGCUGAAGCUGAAAUUGAGGUAGUGCCAAUAACGAACCUCCGGGUGCGCGCGUCCACGCAGACGCUGCUGGUGGGCCAGCCGGCGCGCGUGUGGGUGGAGGCGGCGGGGCUGGGCGCGGCGGCGCUGUGGGCGCUGCACCCGCCGCCGCGCGCCGCCUGGACGCUGCGCGACCCCGCCGCCGGGGCCGCCGGGGCCGCUACGCUCUACACCGCGCACGCUAUGGAUAUGUUAGAGAGAACGGCCGCAGAGGGAUUGUCGAUACGCGUGGUGCCUCUGAAAGCCGGCGUUAUAACUAUCGACGUUCGAGUGCGGAAUAUGGGACAGAUAUCCGAAACGCGUUCCUGGGAUAGCACAAUCGAGAUCCUUGCUAUAACAGAUAUCAAGACAUCAGUAGAAGGCUUAUCAAAGGAGGUGGCCACCGGAGAAAGACUUGCUCUGGCUGUAGGAGCCACUGUGAAACUGCACUCAGCUCCAAGAAGUAACUGGGUGUCGUAUGAUGAUGGAGCAUUUGAUUUGAGACCAAAUGGUGAGCUGGUUGCUAUGAGACCGGGACAUGGGGUGGCUGUAGCGAGGCAUAAAGAUGAGAGGAAUGGAAUCCAUCGGGAGAGUAUAAUCCACGUGGAAGUGGCCACCCCGCACUACUGCACCGCCGAGCCGUCCGGCGAGGACGAGGCCGGGAUACGGGUGGUGUUGCGCAGUGCUAUAGGACGCCAGCUGAUCGGGCCGCAAGCCAACACCUCGGUGGCGCCGCCUCACGUUGCGCAUGCGCGACCCGCUGCGAGUGGUCUCGGAACGGAACUGUUGCUAUCGAACAUAGAUGGAACCGGCGCGUUUAUGGGAUUCCACAGUACUAUUGGAGGACAUACCGUAUCUGAUGAAGUGUGGGUCUCAUCUACCGACGCUAGUGUAAACAGGAUAUUAGCGGUGGGCGGGUGGGUGGUGUGCCUGGAGGGCGUGGGGUGGCGCGGCGGCGGCGCGGUGCGCGUGCAGGCGGGCGCGGGCGCGUCGCUGGCGCUGCUGGCCGCCGCCGCGCCCGCGCGCCACGCGCUGCGCCGCGACCGCCCCGCCGCCGCCGCCACCGUGCAACAGCUGCCUAUCAAAAAGAUGGAAUUUAUACCCGGCGAAUGGCCUGCAUCAUUCGUGCCGCUGAUAAUAGACUCCGACCUGGGCACCGGGCCGGUGCUCUGUACUGAGGAGCAGAAGUACGCGCUGGAAGGGGUCGAAGUCGAGUUGCCAUACAUAUGCAGGACCAAGCCUCCGCAUACUGCACAACCAGUUUUGGAUCUGAAGAACGGUCAAUUGGGCUGCUCAAUCAUACCAGCUAUACAGAUCACACAAUCCUUGGAGCUCGAUUUGUGCGCGGAAUGGGAAACAUUCAGAACAUGCACCAAAGUCCUCCUUCUGCCAUUGAUACAUGUCUCUGCGAGUAAAGUGUCGCUACUCAACCCUCCAACAAUAUUCACUAUAACUGGUCAUCCGCAAGCUAUGAAACACGUCAAGAUGACCGCAUCUCCAGGCCUGAAGAUAGAACCCAGCAUAAAGGACAGUGAAAUUGUGGUGACAGUGAAAAGUGAAAGUGAUGAUUGUGGGCUUGGUUGGGUUAACGUGGUGUCGAGGUUGACAGCGCAAGACAUCAGGGUUGAUGUGGAAAGGGAGUGUGAUAUUGCGUGCGGUACACUGCUCGGAGCUUUGUUCUCUUUGCUGAGACCAUAUUUGUCAACUAUUAUAACUGUAGCUGUUAUGGCCGCUGGAUAUUGUUAUGUACAAUCAAAACUACAACAGAAGUCGCCGAUCCGUUUACCAACCGAACCGGUGCAAACGGUAUUACCGGAAACGCCGCCAUUGCGCCAGAGAAGCUGGUCCAGAAGCCCAUAUGCCUCCAAUGGACCCAGUACUCCCAUAUAUGGGGAUGCCAGUAUGUUACCAGAUACAAGUUUUUCACCAACAUCAAGGAUGCACUCGAGAAUUCUAUAGCAGUGAAUGUGUGAUUAGUGAUCAAAGACAAUAAAUUAACUAAGUGAUUUUUAUGUCUAUAAACAAGAGUGUUGCGUACAGCUCGCUUUUCAUAUGGUAAAGGAAGAUGUUUAUGGAUAUUGUUGUGUGGUAUUAUCGGAAAUGUGUUGUUAAUUUAGGUUGUUUACUCGUGAAAGGUUUUGUUGUGUGUUCAGUCAUUAGUUUUAGAUUUUUUUGUGGGCAAAAUAAAGAACAUGGGUAACUGUCCAAUAAAUCUUAGGACCGAAGAAUGAAACUUCAGGCAGGCAAUUUUUUUUAUUUUUCUAUUAUAAUAACAAUUAAAGUCUCAAAAUAAAAAUUUGUUUUGAGUGAAACUAGGCUGUUACAUUAAUUCUCUUUCAUUAAAUAUAGUAUUAAUGCUUUAGUUUUUAACUGGAGGACCUUGUGUGAUUUUUUAAGAAUAAAAGAUAUUGUUUUUGUUUAAACAUAUGAAACGUUAAGAGCUUCUUGGAUGUGUAAAUAGUUAGUUUUUACUUAUUUAAAAUCCGAAAUAUUUAAAUUGUGAAAAUUCUUUAUUUACUUCAAACAUGGCAGAAAUAUUUUAUAAGGUUAAUACAUGCAGACAUGCAAAAAAUGAAUAAUUUGUACUUAUAUUUUAUAUAGGUAGAUAUUAGUAGUGCUGUUAAGUUAUCAUUAUGACAUAUUAUCUUAUAAAUAUUUUGACUAACUAUUAUUCAUUGUUUUGUUUAAAGCAAAAUUAAAGAUUUGAAAUACAUUGGACUGCUACUUAUGGAUAGAGUAGAGGGAAAGCUAAGACAUUCAAGGCUCAGAAAGAGACAGAUAACCGCAAUGCUCUUUCUCAUUCUUCUGACGAAACGAACUGUUCAUAGUUUGCUUGAGUAGACACUCAGAAAGUGUUUGGCGAUCUCUCUCUUUUUACUGUAGGACAGCCUAUUGUCUGACAACUCUAGUUAUUUCUAUGAUACCUCUGUGAUUUCAAUACAUUGUUGGAUAUAUAAUAUUGUAUCUAUAGUAAUUUUCAUAUCGCUUUUUUUAUAAAUUCAAACUGAAAUUCAAAUGCUGACAUCAAAUCCAAUAUGACAUAAACUGCAAUUGUCAUUUUCCAUAUUAUAUUGUAGGAGUAAUUUAUGGUAUUUUUCUAGCUUGUAACAAUUGUUCAUAAUGUUUUAGUACAAGAACAGUCUGUAUACAAGAUAUAUGUUAUACAAAGUGCAUUUGAAAUAAUUACCUCUCAACAUUUUGUAUUCAAAAUAGUAGUGAUAAGGUUAACAUUGUAUUUUAGCAAUAAGUGAUGUCAUCAGUUUUAAAGUCAACAUAUGGCUAAAGAUAAGCCGAACUGACUAUAGUCUUAGACUUUUUUAUAAAUUUCUAACCUACCUCAUAAAUGGAAGGAGGUUUUCAAUUCGAUUGUAUUUUUUUUGUUUUUGUUACCUCAUAACUGGGUGAACCGAUUUCGAUGAUUCUCUUUUUAUUUGAAAGUUAGUUCUUCUUCUUCUUCCUAGCUGACAAUUUUAAGGCGGUUUAGUUUUUCGCGAAAAAUAAUAACAUUUCUUCAUUGCCAAGAACAGAUAACAAAUCAUUGUGAGGCUUCUCUAAAUUUUGCGAUAAAAAUUUUGUUUUUUGUAAAAUUGCAAUGUAAUUUCUAAAUAAUAUAUUUCAUAAGAUCAAAAAGUAACUUAUAUGUUAGAUUAAAUAACAACAAAUAAUGUACGAAAAUAUAAUAAAAAAAUGUUAAUAAUAAUUAAAAUAGGCUAUCAAUGACUUUAUUAUCUAGUCGUGAAACUGGGCCUUACUGUGAAAAACCGAUAAAUA